UCCGCCUUGGGGACAAAAGCCUGGUGGUGUUGAGGUGCCCUAGGAGCUGGCGUUUGGCUGCUGGGCACCAUGCCAGCAAAAGUCCGGCAUCCUGCGGGGCCUAGGAGGGCAUGACAGGCAGGUGUGGGGACCCCGGAAUAGCUAGGGACCCAGCCGAGCAUCUCCAGGCUCGGUGAGAUCCGAGCAUCCCUUGAGCGCGCGCGGGGCCGGGGUCAGGGGGCGCGCGGGAGAGGGAGGAGCCGCUCUGGGCAGGCUUUCGCAGAGCCGGGAAAGUGAAAGGGCGGCCGCUCCAGGAAGUCGACAGCAGGAAGCGCGCGACGCGGGCUGCGGAGCGCAGGUCCCUCCCGGCCCCAGGCCGCCAGUGACAGCUGUGGCAAGACGCCUGCCGGAGACCCAGCGCUUUGUCUGAAGCCCCGCGUUGGGGACGUGGGCGUGCCUGUAGCCUUCUCCACCGGGCCAAGCGGCUAUACGACCUGGGAGGAGCCCAGGGCUCGCAAAGCCCUUGGGAAAGCUCUCAGCCAGCACCCUGGGCUCUCGGGUUGUUUGUUUGCUAAAGAACUGCUUCCCGGAGCCGGAGCUCUGUGGCCAACGCAGUGACAGCCACCGUCUGGCUGUAAUAAAGGGUUUAAAGCACCGGGAAAGUCCCCCACUUCCAGCUGCGCGCACUACUCUUCCAGCGUGACUACCCACGGAUCUUGGUGACCCGCAGAGCUCAGCCCCCUGAUGGAAGGAAGAGGGGACAGGACCCAGUAGGACCCAUUCGAGGUUGCCUCCCAGGCUGUGUGAACUGCAGGGCAGUCAGAACAACUUUAACCGGUUUCUGAAGUGUCUGAUUUCGGGACCAGAGCGCCGAGGUCAGGGGGCGUCGUAAAUGGCUCCACUCCCUGUGGGCAUCCGAUUCAUCGUCUCCUUCUCCAGGGAUCAGUGGUAUCGGGCUUUCAUUUUUAUGCUGACCUUCCUGCUCUAUGCAAGCUUCCACUUAUCCCGAAAGCCUAUCAGCAUCGUGAAGGGUGAACUCCAUAAGCAGUGUACUGCAGGGGAGGAGCCUGAGUCUAGAUUCAGCGGCCCGAGCAGCAGUACCAGGCAUGGCCCCACCCACUGGCUCCUGAACAAUGAGACCGACUGUGGCUGGGCUCCCUUCGAUAAGAACAACUACCAGCAGCUGCUUGGAGCCCUGGAUUACGCCUUCCUGUGUGCCUAUGCCAUCGGGAUGUACCUAAGUGGCAUAAUAGGGGAACGCCUGCCGAUUAGGUAUUACCUGACUUUCGGGAUGCUGGCCAGCGGCGCCUUCACAGCCCUGUUCGGCUUGGGCUAUUUCUACAACAUCCACAGCCUGGGAUUCUACGUGGUGACCCAGAUCAUUAACGGACUGGUGCAGACCACAGGCUGGCCCAGCGUUGUCACCUGCCUCAGCAACUGGUUCGGAAAAGGAAGGCGUGGCCUGAUCAUGGGGAUUUGGAACUCCCACACUUCCGUGGGCAACAUUUUGGGGUCCCUGAUCGCCGGCUACUGGGUGUCUACGUGCUGGGGCCUGUCAUUUGUCGUGCCCGGGGCCAUCGUUGCAGCCAUGGGAAUAGUGUGCUUUCUCUUUCUCAUCGAACACCCGAAGGACAUCAAGUGCUCCUCCACCCUCCCCACGCAUCCCAGAGCCUCCGAGAACGGCAUAAACAGAUUUAGACUGCAGAAGCAAGCCACACACAGUGAGAAGAAUGGACCUCUGGACCCGGAGCUCCAAUGCUUACUGCUCUCCGAUGGGAAGAGCCCCCUCCACCCCAGCCACGUUGUCGUCCUCCCUGGCGAUGGGAGCAUGGCCGCCAUCAGCUUCACGGGAGCCCUGAGGAUCCCGGGCGUGAUCGAGUUCUCUCUGUGCCUGCUGUUUGCCAAGCUGGUCAGCUACACGUUCCUCUUCUGGCUCCCACUGUACAUCACCAGUGUAGAUCACCUGGACGCCAAGAAAGCCGGGGAGCUGUCCACACUGUUCGACGUGGGCGGGAUCUUUGGUGGGAUUCUAGCCGGCGUGAUCUCCGACCGUCUGGAGAAGCGAGCCUCUACCUGUGGUCUGAUGCUACUGCUGGCGGCACCCACGCUCUAUGUCUUCUCCUCCGUCAGCAAAAUGGGCCUAGAAGCCACCAUAGCCAUGUUGCUUCUCAGUGGGGCCCUGGUCAGCGGGCCCUACGCACUGAUCACCACCGCUGUCUCUGCAGACCUGGGCACUCACAAGAGUCUGAAAGGGAACUCCCACGCCCUGUCCACCGUGACAGCCAUCAUCGACGGCACUGGGUCUGUAGGAGCUGCCUUGGGGCCCCUGCUGGCGGGCCUCAUCUCCCCUUCAGGAUGGAGCAACGUGUUCUACAUGCUGAUGUUUGCAGACGCCUGUGCCUUACUGUUCCUGAUCCGCCUCAUACACAAAGAACUCAGCUGUCCAGGGCCAGCCGCAGGGAUCCAGGCUCCGCUGAAGGAACACUGACCACGGAUUCCUCUGGAGAGCCUGGGCCCAUCUCACACACACUGUCUUUGGAAAAGAUGAAAUGAAGGAUCCUGUCCCAGAAGGGAAGGCGAGCCUUCCCACGUGAACCUGGGAGCAACUCGGAAGCUACCUUGCCAUAUAAACAGCGAGGAGCUCAGGCUGACAGCGGGGAGUCUGUCUGGCUGUGUCCCACUGCCUUAAUGGGCCAAGACUCAGUGGCCCGGCCAGCUCCAGCCUGGCAGAUGCUCACUGCCCUCCAGCUCUGAACUCUGGCCUGCAGUGACAGGUAGGACCGGCCUGCAGCACCCAGGCAGCCCACCCCUCUCAGGGAUCCAGUGCAGAAUGUUAUAUAGCCUGUGCGCCCCAGCCAUCCCGCCCUGCUGUUUCCUGAAUGUUUGGGGACAUGUCAUGGAUGUCUCAGCAACCGACCAACAGCCUCUGAAUAACAUUCAAAAGCCUGAACACAGUCAGAGACUGAGAUGGAGUCCCCACCCGGCC
Molecule: messenger RNA, 2965 nt
Organism: Apodemus sylvaticus (European woodmouse)
Lineage: Eukaryota; Metazoa; Chordata; Mammalia; Rodentia; Muridae
Gene: Slc37a1
Product: solute carrier family 37 member 1
Exons: 21
Coding region: 872-2467 (531 amino acids)
Biological process (GO): phosphate ion transmembrane transport; glucose-6-phosphate transport
Cellular component (GO): endoplasmic reticulum membrane
Molecular function (GO): glucose 6-phosphate:phosphate antiporter activity
Source: RefSeq, a predicted model, not a curated record